Molecule: messenger RNA, 967 nt
Organism: Polypterus senegalus (gray bichir)
Lineage: Eukaryota; Metazoa; Chordata; Cladistia; Polypteriformes; Polypteridae
Product: dual specificity protein phosphatase 1-like
Exons: 3
Coding region: 34-852 (272 amino acids)
Biological process (GO): protein dephosphorylation
Cellular component (GO): cytoplasm
Molecular function (GO): protein tyrosine/serine/threonine phosphatase activity
Source: RefSeq, a predicted model, not a curated record
GCUGGGGAGCCUGCUCUUCACAAUCCUGACUACAUGCUGAUCCUGGACUGCCGCAGUGCUGAGCGGUAUAAGCAGUCACACAUGGUAACAGCCCGAGUUAGUCUGACAGUUUUGCACCCUGAGUUGGGGUGUCUGAUUACCAGAGGUCAACUUCAGGAGUACUCCAUCAUCCUGCUGUAUGGGGAGAACUUUGAUGGCACAGACAGUAGCAGGGAUUCAUCCGUGGAUUCUGCCACUCUCCAGCGAUGCUUCUGCCAGUUAAGCUCUCUGGGUAUGGACCCUAUCAUCUUGUUAGGUGGAUACUCUACCUUUGCCCAUCUAUACCCUUUCUUGUGUACUCAUAAAAUGAUCCUUUUAGAGUCUGAGCGGCAAGCCCUCACUAUUUACCCAUCAGAGAUCCUGGAGGGUUCUUUAUACCAGGGUUCAGCACAUCAAGCCUCUGACUACAGGAUCAUCAAAAACCUUCACAUCACACACGUGUUAAAUGCUACCGGUGAGUGUCCAGAUGCCUUUCCGGCAACUCUUUGCUACCUGAAAUUGCGUCUCAAUGAUGACACUCAUCAGGAUGUGUUUGAGAGUUUCCCAGUAGCUAACAAAUUUAUCAGUCAGGCUCUGCAAGUGGAUGGAGGCAGAGUCUUAGUGCACUGCAGCUUGGGACGGAGUCGCAGUUCAGCCCUUACACUAGCCUUCCUUAUGGAGCACCAACGUUGGACUCUGCGCCAUGCCUAUGAAUGGCUGAAGGAAAGGCGAGCAUGUGCUGCUCCAAAUGCUGGUUUUCUAAGGCAGCUUUCAAGCUAUGAGGAGCGAUUAUUUGGAAAGAAGCUGACAGCACUUGAUGACCUGUGUGUCUAGACAAGAUGGCUUUCAUUUUGCAUGAUCAUGCAAAAUCAGCUAUAAACACUUUGAUGUAUGGAGCUGGUGAACACUCUGGUGUAAUAAAUAUGGACAAACCCCUUAAGCAUUACUA